This is a messenger RNA of Aureobasidium musti, 1329 nucleotides long. NCBI's taxonomy places the organism in Eukaryota, Fungi, Ascomycota, Dothideomycetes, Dothideales, Saccotheciaceae. The record is from the annotation of a GenBank genome assembly.
AUGGAUCCACCUCCUUUCUCCUUACUGCCCUACGAGAUCGUUUCUCAAAUCUGUCAGCGUCCUGAUCUGGACAAGCACGAUCUGGCCGCUCUCCGCCUCACUUGCAGGUCCUAUGGAAUUCACGACGCAGCAACUACAUCACUUGGCAAGUCCUUCGAAGACAUUACCGUGCUCUUUUCCGAGCACAGCUUCCAGACGCUGGUCAAUAUCUGCAAACAUCCAGUCUUCAGUCGCUGUGUCAGAAGUGUCAAGCCGUCUUCCAUGCGCUGCAACGAAAACGAAAUUCGUAACAUCGUGCAUACAUUAAAGUAUGAGAGCGCAUGGCUUGGGUAUCCGGCAAGAUUUGAGACUCCAUCGAACAUUCUGAACGAUCCUCGCGUUCGUUCUUACAUUUCACGUAUGCAGAACCAGGAUGAGUUUGCUCAGAGCGAGGAGCCACUUGCGCUUCUUACCCAAGCUUUCCAAUGCUUGGGUCAGUCAGGUUGUCGUAUCGCUCUCGGUGCUGCUGUCAAAGAAACUAAGGGCCUGGUAUACGAUGUCUCUCAUGCGAAGGACGCUUUGGACUGUUUGUGGCAUAACGCCUUCUUCAGUACACUCGAUCUCCUUAUCACCGCGGUAUCGAGAUGUGAGCUGCCAUUAACCAAGCUCAAAAUUGAUUUCAUAGCCACCGAGCAUCAUGAUAGCCCAUGGUCUCGGCAGAGAACCAUCGGAUCAACCCAAGUCAAUCUGUUCUCGCAUGUAAAAGCACUGGACCUGGAUCUCUUUUGCUUCAAGGGGUUCAAUAUUGAUCAGGAUGUUGCUCGCCUUCUGCAAGAAGACGUCCCGGCGUCGACCCCGGUCAAAGCUCUUCGCGUCGUCAGUGUCGAUACUGACGAAUGGCUACCUACACCCUUGAGCCAAAGCAUUCUGCGACUCUGCAUGUUCAUUCCUUCACUCUUUCUCGAAAGUCUCUUUCUUGUCAGGAUUGAGACCACAGAGCCGGACCUUCUAGCCGUUUUAGCCAAGGUACGAGGAACACUGCUUCACCUGAGUAUCGUUGGCUGUGAAGUGGAUGCAGAUUCGUUGGUACCUGCUAUCGUCUACAUUCAGGAUCAUCUUACUGCUCUUGAUGAAUUGCACCUUGCUCAAAAUAUGGUCUAUUCGCACCCCUUCGUUGAUGUAGACUCAAGCGAGGAGCAGAAGAAAAGACAUGAGGGCAAACUUCUCGCAUGUCUCGAUGCUUAUGGUCAGAGCGAUAUACAAUCGAGCUUGGCGGAAGUGCUGGAGAGCUGCCAGAACUUUAUUUCAGCAUCAAGCUCUACUAGCGAUAUCGGAGAUGGAGAUUGGUAA